AUGUCGCUGAAUACUACCCAAAUAAUUUACUGUGAUAAAAGUAUUGAUGAUUUUCAUACAAGCUAUAAACUUAUACAUGGCUACCUCUCGCUCUCAGUCUGUCUGUUGGGUACUUUAGCAAAUACUCUAAAUAUAAUUGUAUUAACACGUCGCGAGAUGCGUACACCAACAAAUGCCAUACUCACCGGGCUGGCGGUAGCAGAUUUGGCUGUCAUGCUGGAGUAUAUACCGUAUGCUGUGCAUGACUACAUCUUAACUGAGCGCUGGCCACGUGAGCAGCAACUUAAUUAUACAUGGGCUUGUUAUAUUAAAUUUCACGCCAUCUAUGCCCAACUGCUGCACACCAUCUCCAUUUGGCUGACAGUUAUGCUGGCGGUGUGGCGCUAUUUGGCUGUAACUUAUCCGCAAGUGUCUAGAGAGUGGUGUGGCAUGCGUAACACUGUGCUGACAAUAAUUUUAGCUUAUGUUUUGUGCGGGGUGGUGGUGACACCCUGGCUGUACUUAGUCAGUUCGAUAGCACAAUUUGAGGAAGUGGUGAAUGCCAACGACAAAGUACUGCACUCGCGGCCAUUGAGUGAAUACAUUGUAAAUUAUCAAGCUAAACACGAUUAUGCGAAUUUUUCAAAAUUCAGCACUUUUAAUGGCAGCAGCAGUGGAGGCAGCGUUAGCGACAGCAUCACCAGCACUGCCACCAGCAAUGAUACAACAUUAGAGCGUAAUAUCACAGUCUAUCGUUUGUAUCACAGCGAUAUGGCCCUACGCAACAGCACACUACGUUUGGGCACACUGCUCAUCUAUUCGGUACUUAUCAAACUCAUACCAUGCAUAGCCUUGACUGUACUAUCAUUACGUUUAAUAUCAGCGCUUUUGGAGGUCAAGAGACGCAGACAAAUGUUACGAAAUCAAUUAAUAAAAGCUGAAGAGAAAUCUGCACACUCUACGACAAUGAAUACAUUAGUGCCACCCUCCUCAGCACCAGAUGGCAGCCAGAUGACAAUGGUGAGCUCAUCGUUUGCGAUACGCAAGAAAAUCGAUAAAGCGAAACAGACAGAUCGUACAACACAAAUGCUUUUGGCUGUUUUGCUGCUAUUUCUCAUCACAGAGUUUCCUCAGGGCAUUAUGGGUCUGCUGAAUACCAUAUUGGGAGAAGCGUUCUUUAUGCAGUGUUAUCUUAAAUUGAGUGACCUAAUGGAUGUGUUGGCUUUACUUAAUUCCAGUAUAAACUUUAUAUUAUACUGUUCCAUGAGUCGACAAUUUCGACAAACAUUUGUGCUGCUGUUUUGUCCUCGUCACUUGAGCAGAUGUUUACUAUCACAUCGUCAUCAUCAUCACCACCAUCAUCAUCAUCAGCGUCGUCAUCCACAUGACCCAUAUGGACAGAAUCGUCACAAUCAACAGCACAACAAUCAUCAGCAACGCCAUCCAAAUAAUGAUCCAAAUAAUCAUCAUGACUGUGAUGGUCAUAAUCAAGAGAUGCCUUUGCAAGAGGAUAAUUUUACAGUUGUAAAUGGUCAUUUGGCAACAGAUAAUCGCAGUAAGAGCGCAUUUAUCGAACAAUGGUUUCAAACGACAACACAAGUGACACAAGUGUAG
This is a messenger RNA of Calliphora vicina (urban bluebottle blowfly), 1593 nucleotides long. RefSeq names its product G-protein coupled receptor dmsr-1-like. Gene Ontology annotation, molecular function: G protein-coupled peptide receptor activity. Gene Ontology annotation, biological process: G protein-coupled receptor signaling pathway. The record is from RefSeq and is a predicted model, not a curated record. Gene Ontology annotation, cellular component: plasma membrane. Bases 1 to 1593 code for a protein of 530 amino acids. NCBI's taxonomy places the organism in Eukaryota, Metazoa, Arthropoda, Insecta, Diptera, Calliphoridae. The transcript has 3 exons.